AUGCUUCUUCUUCUCGAUGAUGAUGAAGACAGACCACGGUUCUUGAAGUGUUGGGACUUACGUUCGUCCGCCGCGGACUUUUGGGAUGACAAGACUCACCCCACCGCCCGAACUGCAAAGGGGAAGGAGGGAAAGGCAGACGGAACACGGAACACUGUUUUCGUCGACGGUCUCUGCUUCGGCUUGCUUCAUUGGCAUCAACGGCCUGGUUGUAGGGCAAUGACCUCCCCGACGCAAGCGCCUCGUGGCUGGCUCCAGACAUCCCGCCCCACGAACACCACACGAAGCAGAGCGUCUAUCAUUCUGGCGGAAGGAUGGGCAAACCGCCAUAUCAUUGCCUAUGCCUAUAACCCAGAACCCUUGGUUCUCCCGGAUCAGUAA
This is a messenger RNA of Colletotrichum higginsianum IMI 349063, 381 nucleotides long. RefSeq lists its product as uncharacterized. The transcript is spliced from 2 exons. NCBI's taxonomy places the organism in Eukaryota, Fungi, Ascomycota, Sordariomycetes, Glomerellales, Glomerellaceae. The record is from RefSeq and is a predicted model, not a curated record. The coding region runs from base 1 to 381 and encodes 126 amino acids.